Messenger RNA from Rhinolophus ferrumequinum (greater horseshoe bat), 3097 nucleotides. RefSeq names its product tyrosyl-tRNA synthetase 1 (gene YARS1). The record is from RefSeq and is a predicted model, not a curated record. NCBI's taxonomy places the organism in Eukaryota, Metazoa, Chordata, Mammalia, Chiroptera, Rhinolophidae. Gene Ontology annotation, molecular function: tyrosine-tRNA ligase activity; ATP binding; tRNA binding. Bases 745 to 2331 code for a protein of 528 amino acids. Gene Ontology annotation, biological process: tyrosyl-tRNA aminoacylation. The transcript is spliced from 13 exons.
GGGGCAGGGAGAACCGACGUCGUUCCCAGCCUCUCAGGACACCGAACAGCCGCCCUUUUCCUCAGCAGGUUGAGGGGCACCUACUGCCCGCCGACGUGGAGGUGGGGGCAGGGACACUCUCCCCCCCUCCCGCCACCAUCACCUCAGGAACGAAAAACGAACCCUUCUCCCAGCAGGGCGAGGGCCUUCCCACCCCUCAACGGGGCGGACUGCGUGUGCGGCCCCCUAAAGAAGCAACAGGCGACCCCAUCCUCCUCCCAGCCGGGAAAUGCCGACACCCUCGACCCUCCCGCUCUUCACCUCCGGAAGCCGGGCCGAAGCCUAGACGAAAGACCGCGCCUCACUCCGCCCCCUGCGCCAUUUUGUCGCCCCCCUCCCCGACCUCCCCCACCCCGAAGCAGCCGGGCCAGAGCCAGGGGUAGGGCAAAGAGGCAGUGAUUGGCAGGAAACCGCCCCGCCUCUCAGAGGGUGGUGCCCCGCAUGGCGCUGCAACCCCGCCCCGACACCGCCUACCCCGACUACUGGCCCCACCCCUUCUCGUCUCAUCGAACCGCUCGACUCUCUGUUGCUCCUGACUCCCGACCACUGCCAGGCGGAGAAGGGUCCAGGCCGAGCAAGCCGAGCGACGAGCUCAGCUGAUGCAACCUGAUUGGACUCGCAUUACUGUUCCCGGCACGCGGCGACGGCGGCGACCGAGGAAGGGGCGCGGUGCCAGACUGAUCACGGGAGACGGGCGACGGAGCCAUGGGGGACGCUCCAAGCCCACAAGAGAAGCUGCAGCUUAUCACCCGGAACCUGCAGGAGGUUCUGGGGGAAGAGAAGCUGAAGGAGAUACUGAAAGAACGGGAACUUAAAGUUUACUGGGGAACAGCAACCACCGGCAGGCCACAUGUGGCUUAUUUCGUGCCUAUGUCUAAGAUCGCAGACUUCCUGAAAGCAGGAUGUGAGGUAACAAUUCUGUUUGCGGACCUUCACGCCUAUCUGGAUAAUAUGAAAGCCCCAUGGGAACUUCUACAACUCCGAACCAAUUACUAUGAGAAUGUGAUCAAGGCAAUGCUGGAGAGCAUUGGUGUGCCCUUGGAGAAGCUCAAGUUCAUCAAAGGCACUGAUUUCCAGCUCAGCAAAGAGUACACACUAGAUGUAUACAGACUCUCCUCUAUGGUCACGCAGCACGAUGCCAAGAAAGCUGGAGCUGAAGUGGUAAAGCAGGUGGAGCACCCAUUGCUGAGUGGUCUGCUGUACCCCGGACUACAGGCCUUGGAUGAAGAGUAUUUGAAAGUAGAUGCCCAAUUUGGAGGUGUUGAUCAGAGAAAGAUUUUCACUUUUGCAGAGAAGUACCUCCCUGCACUUGGCUACUCGAAACGAAUCCAUCUGAUGAAUCCUAUGGUUCCAGGAUUAACUGGCAGCAAAAUGAGUUCUUCAGAAGAGGAGUCCAAGAUUGAUCUCCUUGAUCGGAAGGAGGAUGUGAAAAAAAAACUGAAGAAGGCCUUCUGUGAGCCAGGAAAUGUGGAAAACAAUGGGGUUCUAUCCUUCAUCAAGCAUGUCCUGUUUCCCCUCAAGUCUGAGUUUGUAAUCCUUCGAGAUGAAAAAUGGGGUGGAAACAAAACCUACACAGCUUACUUGGACCUGGAAAAGGAUUUUGCUGAUGAGGUUGUACACCCUGGAGACCUAAAGAAUUCUGUUGAAGUCGCCCUGAACAAGUUGUUGGAUCCCAUCCGGGAAAAGUUUAAUACCCCUGCACUGAAGAAGCUGUCCAGUGCUGCCUACCCAGAUCCCUCGAAGCAGAAGCCAGUUGUCAAAGGCCCUGCCAAGAAUUCAGAACCAGAGGACGUCAUCCCAUCCCGGCUGGAUAUCCGUGUGGGGAAAGUCAUUAGUGUGGACAAGCACCCAGACGCAGACAGCCUGUAUGUGGAGAAGAUUGAUGUGGGGGAAACUGAGCCACGGACUGUGGUGAGCGGCCUAGUGCAAUUUGUGCCCAAGGAGGAACUGCAGGAUAGGCUGGUGGUAGUGCUGUGCAAUCUGAAACCCCAGAAGAUGAGAGGAGUCGAGUCUCAAGGCAUGCUUCUGUGUGCUUCUAUGGAAGGGGUCAGCCGCAAGGUUGAGCCUCUGGAUCCUCCUGCAGGCUCUGCUCCUGGUGAGCGAGUGUUUGUGAAGGGCUAUGAGACGGGCCAACCAGACGAAGAGCUCAAGCCCAAGAAGAAAGUCUUUGAGAAGUUGCAGGCUGACUUUAAAAUUUCGGAGGAAUGCAUCGCACAGUGGAAGGAAACCAACUUCAUGACCAAGCUGGGGUACAUCUCCUGUCAAUCACUGAAAGGGGGGAACAUUAGCUAGCUGACCCAGCAUCUUCCUCCCUUCUCCCAUCGUCCUGAGUCAUCUGCCGUCUCCUCAAUUUGCUCCACCCAUCACCCGUUUACCCACCUCCCAGGACACUGAAGCAGGCAGUUUGGGACUUUAUUAGGUGCAGGACUCAGUAAGAGGCAGCUCAACCCCCCCCCCCCCCCCCCCGAAUCCAGGAUCAUCCCAGUCUGGCUGCAGGGGGAGGCUGACCUCCCAGGGAGUAACAAGGGCAGGGCAGCAGCAGUGAGUCUAGCUCUACCUACUUCCCAUGGCAGCUGACUUGAGAAAUCUGGUUUCAAUAUAUUUCACAGAAAAAGUUUAUGCCACAAUCCUAAUUGGAAAAAUACUGGUUCCCAGGUUUUCCUAGAGUUCUCCCAACAGCUGUGCCUCUGCCUGGGAUCUGGUGCCAGAACUGGGCUAUUUACAGCUUCUUCAUAACAGGAAAUUGUGGGAUUUGAAAAGGAAAAGGAAGGGAAAACAGAGAGCCUAGUGGUCUACCAAGUGGUUGGCAGCUUUCACCAAUGCCUGCCAACCCUGAGGCUUGGUACUGGGGACAGGCCCUGCCCCAGGGCUCUUGGAAUUUCCCUUGAUCCUGCUCGGUUGGGACAUUCCCUAGCCGUGUUGUUAACAUCAGAAGUAGGGUGGAUGGCAUGGACCUGGUUCGUUCUUCAUAGAGGGUGUGGUCCUUCUCCAUGAGGCAUCUCAAUCAGAAUCACUAACCUUCGUUGUCAUGAAUUCAAAUAAAAUGUCUGUGAAAGGG